Molecule: messenger RNA, 1454 nt
Organism: Trichomonas vaginalis G3
Lineage: Eukaryota; Parabasalia; Trichomonadida; Trichomonadidae
Product: DNA/RNA polymerase superfamily
Exons: 1
Molecular function (GO): nucleic acid binding
Source: RefSeq, a predicted model, not a curated record
AUGGUAUCAUCAACUGUCAAAAUAAAGCCGCAAAGCGGCGAGGUCGUAGACCGUGAUAAAACAUUUACGAGGAAUUUUUGCUUAACUUCGAGUGAUUCUUUUAUUUCUGAUUGGAUUGAGUUUUUAUUUUCAACCUGUUCAUUAGUUGCUAAAUCAAAUAUUGAACAAUAUGAAGAAUUAAUGAAUACAUUAAAUGAGAAACAAAAGGAAGCAAUGAAAGAGCUUUUAGAUGAAGAAUUUAAUAAAGUGAAUAUCAUUGGUUUUAAUUCGGGAAAGUUUGAUUUAAAUUUAAUUCUUCGUGAUUUAAAUACUGCAAAAUGGAAGAUAAAAUCAAUGCUGGGUUCUUCUUCUCAAUUUAAGCAAGUCAUAGUAAAGAAAACAAACUGUCCAUAUGAAUUGAGAUUUAUUGACAUCAGAAAUUAUAUAGCGGGUGGGACAUUAGACCAAUUCACUCAAGAUUUCGGAAACAAUAAAUCACGUGUUAAAUCCUUUUUCCCUUAUCAAUUCAUCACAUGGGAAAAUUACGAAGAAAAAUUAUAUAAAGAGGAACCAUUCACUCAAGAUUCAUUUUAUUCAGCAUUAACCCAAGAAACAAUAUCAGAUAGUGAUUAUCAAAUAUAUCUCAAUGAUGCUAAAAACUUUAAGAAUAGAUUAGAAUAUUUUAUUCAUUAUUGCAAUAAAGAUGUUGAAAUUAUGAUUGACCCAAUUGAUAAAAUUAUUGAAGAAACAUUUGUUUAUAAAAUUGACAUGCUUCAUAAUCUUUCUUUAUCAUCGAAUGCAUCAAUGAUUCGUUACGCGUUAGCAUAUAAGAACUUCAAUCCUAACGAAACAUAUCCAGAAGAAGAAAAUGUGGAAUCAAGUUUUGAAUUAACGAAAAAGUAUUGGAAAUAUAAAAUUGAAUCAUAUAAGAAACAAGAUGAAAAGGCGAAAAGAGAUACCAAAAACAAUGUUUCAAUGGAUGACUAUCAAUACUAUCACGAUUUAAUCCUUUCAUCUAAAUGCAAAAUGUGUGGUAAAGCGUUUACAUAUGCAAAUAAACCAACAUUGGAUAGAAUCGAUAAUGAAAAACCACAUACUAAAGAAAAUUGUCAGUUAAUGUGUUGUUAUUGCAAUGUCGUAAAAUCAAAUAAAGAUGAAGAUGUUCAACGUUUAAGAAUCAAUUUAAGAAAUUACGCAUUAAAAAAUAAUUUACCAAUGACUUUAGAUUCAGUUGAAGCUUAUCACAUUCUCCGUAAUGGAAUUACUGGUGGUUUAUCAAAUGUUCAACAUAGAGUAAAUCUUAAAGGAAUCACGCACAUUAAUAAACUUGCAUAUAAUCCAGAAACUAAAACUGUAUCAAAUGAGGACACCACCAACAUUAUGACUCAUUUCGUUGGUGUUGAUUUUAAUUCAUUAUAUCCUUCAUCAUUUUCAUCUAAUCCUCAUGAUUUCAUUCAAUAUACUGACCAUAAAAU